Racocetra fulgida is the source of this 192-nucleotide messenger RNA. NCBI's taxonomy places the organism in Eukaryota, Fungi, Glomeromycota, Glomeromycetes, Diversisporales, Gigasporaceae. The record is from the annotation of a GenBank genome assembly.
AUGAGUUUUCAAACUCAAAAAUGUAAAGGCAAAGAAAAUGAAGCACCUAAUAGAAAUUCCUUAGAUCGUGAACAGACUGCUGAAGAGUGUAGUACUCACUUGGCCAAAGCUCGUGAACAUAUGAGAAAUAAAAGACGACGUGUCUUAGAACCUAUCAACCAAGAAAACGUCAAUACUGUUACAGAAGCAGAA